AAAGAACAUCGAAAUGGUCGGCACCAGCGACGAAAAAGGGAUGACACCGAGUGGACGAUACCAACGGCGAGUGAAUGGCUACACCAAAAUGGACCGAAAAAAAGGAUGACGCCAGCGACGACUGGAAAAUAA
Molecule: messenger RNA, 132 nt
Organism: Dentiscutata erythropus
Lineage: Eukaryota; Fungi; Glomeromycota; Glomeromycetes; Diversisporales; Gigasporaceae
Source: the annotation of a GenBank genome assembly